AGAGAUUUUUCUCACUUUCCUCGGAACUGUGAUGGGAAACGCUUACGCUCUUACCUAAGCAUAAUGAUCAAAAGGUAAACCUAAUUAAGGCAUCCAACAGCAGGUGAACAAUUCUCCUCGAUCCAGUGUAAUUUACUCAACGAUAAGGGCAAGAAGAACGUUAAUACCUGAGAAUAGUAACGAAAACUUCGAAAAAUGGGCGAUAUAAAAUCCUUCUUCCACCAGUGGUGUGCGAAGAACGGCAAAGAACCGCAAUUUGAUGUUAGACCAACAGGACCGAAGCACAGACAACGUUUCCUUUGCGAACUACGAAUACCUGGGUUCGACUAUGUUGGCGCAGGAAAUUCGACUAACAAGAAGGACGCGCAAGGAAAUGCCGCGAGAGAUUAUGUCAACUAUUUAGUACGUACAAAUCGCGUGAAUUCAAGCGAUGUACCGAAAGAUGCUGGAAUACCGACGAUGACACCGGAUGCUAUUAAGAACGAAGUUUUAACACCAAUAAAAUCGGUGUUUCAAGGAGGCAUGGGACCGAAUGACAUUGGUCAAGCAUAUAGGCCGUACAAUGAACAUGGCCAGAGUAAUUAUACAUACAUGGAUAGGCUGGCUGAUCAAAAGAAAGUGGAAGAUGCUGAGGACGUUGACGUGAACUCUGGGAUACACGGGAACUGGACGAUAGAAAAUGCCAAGUCCAAGCUACAUCAAUUUAUGCAAACUAACAAAAUUAAUGCAGAUUACAAAUAUACUCCGGUCGGUCCGGAUCAUACGAGGAGUUUUAUGGCAGAAAUGUCACUUUAUAUUAAACAACUUGGACGAACUAUAACUGGCCGCGAAACUGGAUCAAACAAACAAACAGCUUCAAAAAGUUGUGCUUUAUCUAUUGUUCGCCAACUAUAUCAUCUAGGUGUAAUUGAAGCAUUUAGUGGUACAUUAAAAAAGAAUAAGGAUACUGAACAGAUGAGACCUUAUCCUGUCAAAAUCUCACCGGAACUGGAGAGUCAGAUUCACGACGUUCUAAUGAGUUUAGAUAUAAGACCAAUUGAUAUUAAACAGUCAUCGAUUACAACAGAAGAUAAUAAUACAACUAUACCGAAAGACGACAAAGAUACAUUAACUGGCGUAUCUUUGCUAACAAAUCAAGUUUUGGACGACUUCAUAUCUUCCGUACCGCAACCCGCUGGUGUCGUAAGCUGGUCACCACCUCAGCCAAAUUGGAAUCCAUGGACUGGAUGUAAUAUAGAUGAGGGACCGCUGGCAACAACAUCUCUAGAUCAAUUGUCAGAAGAUUUAAUGAACGAACAACGAGAAAAGCUGCAGCAGGACUCCAAUUUGCAGGCAAGCAUCAAAGAAAGAACAAGUCUGCCCGUUUUCAACAAAAAAAGCGAGAUCAUGAAUGCAAUUAAUGAAAAUCCAAUCAUUAUCAUACGUGGAAAUACGGGAUGUGGUAAGACUACGCAGGUUUGCCAGUUCAUUCUGGACGAUUAUAUCGCAUCCGGUCAAGGUGCAUAUUGCAGUAUAGUUGUCACUCAACCCAGACGAAUCUCCGCCGUUUCCGUGGCUGACCGAGUCGCCGUCGAGAGAUGCGAGGCUUUGGGACAGUCGAUUGGAUAUUCCGUGAGGUUUGAGUCGUACUUACCGAGACCCUAUGCUAGUAUAAUGUUUUGCACUAUUGGUGUACUCUUGAGAAAGCUGGAAGGUGGUCUUAGAGGCGUAUCGCACGUUAUAGUUGAUGAGAUCCAUGAGCGAGAUGUCAAUUCAGAUUUCAUUAUGGUGGUACUCAGAGAUAUGAUCCAUCUCUAUCCUGAUCUCAGAAUCAUCCUCAUGUCUGCUACAAUUGAUACAACAUUGUUCAGCGAGUAUUUCAACAAGUGUCCUGUGGUGGAGAUUCCUGGUAGAGCGUAUCCCGUUCAGCAAUACUUCUUGGAGGACUGUAUACAGCUGACGAAUUUUUUUCCACCUACAAGUUCUGGGAAACGUAAAUCUAAGGACUCGGACGAUUUGCCAAUACCGGACGCAGAACCAGAAGAAAAUCUGAAUAAAGUCAUUGGCAAUAAUUAUUCUGUUGAAACAAAAAACGCUAUGGGACAGCUGACAGAGAAAGAGAUAAGCUUUGAGUUAAUAGAGGCGCUACUUAUGUAUGUUAAAAGACAGGAUAUUCCAGGUGCUGUACUGAUUUUCCUCCCUGGAUGGAAUUUGAUAUUCGCGUUGAUGAAACACCUUCAGCAACAUUCUCUCUUUGGCGGAUCAUCUUAUCUCAUUAUCCCACUACACUCGCAAUUACCGAGAGAAGAUCAGCGUAAAGUUUUUGAUCCUGUUCCAUCAUUUGUAACGAAGAUUAUUUUGUCCACAAAUAUUGCAGAAACUUCAAUCACGAUCAACGAUGUCGUCUACGUUAUAGAUUCUUGCAAGGCCAAAAUGAAGUUAUUCACUUCGCACAAUAAUAUGACUAAUUAUGCAACUGUUUGGGCCAGUAAAACGAAUCUCGAACAACGUAAGGGUAGAGCGGGUCGCGUUAGGCCUGGCUUCUGUUUCCAUUUAUGCUCAAAAGCCCGAUUCAAUAAGAUGGAUGAACACAUGACACCAGAAAUGUUCAGGACGCCUCUGCACGAAUUGGCGUUGAGUAUCAAGCUAUUAAGAUUAGGCAAUAUCGGUCAAUUCUUAUCAAAAGCAAUUGAGCCGCCUCCCAUUGAUGCCGUGAUUGAAGCGGAAGUUGUAUUAAGAGAAAUGAAAUGCUUGGAUAAAAACGAUGAAUUAACGCCUCUUGGCAAGAUUUUGGCGCGUUUACCUAUAGAACCGCGGUUGGGAAAAAUGAUGAUCCUAGGAUGUAUGUUUCGCGUGGGCGACGCGCUCUCGACGAUGGCCGCAAAUAGUACCACUUUCCCCGAGGUAUACAACAUGGGUCCGGAUGUGAAAAGGCUGACUGCUCAGCAAAAGUGGUUUGCCGGUGCUAGAUUCAGCGACCAUGUCGCAAUGUUUCAUGCUUUUCAAGCAUGGGAAGAAGCGAGAACAGGUGGCGAAUGGGCAGAACAGACAUUCUGUGAUUCAAAGAGCCUGAGUCUACCAACUUUACGAAUUACCUGGGAAGCUAAGAACCAACUACAAGCGCUAUUGCAAAGCGCUGGUUUUCCCGAGGAGACUUUGUGCCCCAUGCCACUAAAUUAUCAAGCAGGUGCGGAUCCGCGUCUCGACACCAUCACUGCACUGUUGUGCAUGGGUCUGUACCCCAAUGUGUGCUAUCAUAAGGAGAAGCGGAAAGUUCUCACCACAGAAUCGAAGGCUGCGCUGAUUCAUAAAACAUCGGUGAAUUGCAGCAACUUCGAACAAAACUUUCCAUUUCCGUUCUUCGUGUUUGGUGAAAAGAUUCGCACAAGAGCUGUAUCUUGCAAGCAAAUGACUAUGGUGUCGCCUAUACAUCUAUUACUAUUUGGGUCACGAAAAGUAGAAUACGUGGAUGGCGUGAUUAAACUGGACAACUGGAUCAACUUAGAUAUGAAUCCGCAACAUGCAGCAGCUAUCGUUGCUCUGAGACCAGCUUUAGAAAGUCUUGUAGUUAGGGCAUCCAAGGAUCCAGAAACAAUUCUAGAAUUGAGUCCGACUGAGGAAAAGAUAUUGAGCGUGAUUAAGGCAUUAUGCAGCAUGAAUGCUUGUCGUCAUGAGUUGGAGCCGAUAACCGGCGGUGGUUUUCAAUCAGCGCGACCCCCCAGGGGACAUGUAACCGGUUUCCGCGGUAAUUUUAACACACCUCCAAAAAUGAUGCGGGGAGGUGGAGGUUAUCGCGGUCCAGUCUCGAAUAACGAGUCUUAUGGUGGGAAUAGUGGCGGCUUUAAUGAUAACCGCAGCGGUGGUUACAAUAGAGGAAGUUACAACAGGGGAUAUAUGGGCAGUCCGCGCGGUCGAGGUGGAAACUGGAAUAAUAGUGGCAAUCGUGGACGUUACUUUAAUUAAUAUUUUGUUUAAACUAACUGUAAUUAGUGUUGCUAUUUAUACUUUAGAAUGCAAUUCAGGAUUUAUAAUUCUAGACAUUGAUCUGAAGUGUCUUAGUGUAUUGCCUUCCUUCUUACUUUGGUUGACGAAGGUGAUACACUUUAAGUUACUGUCCAGAAUUAGAAAUCAGCACAUAUUAGAUUGAAUUACUUAAUUGCAUGGAUAGUUCAAUUUUUGUCUAGAAUUUUUUAUUUCUCCAAGAAACAGUGCAAUGUCGAAUUACCGUCUCUCUUGUAACGAUAAGGAAAUUCCCUCUAUAGAAUGGAAGCGAGACAUUAUGAUUAUACAAUAAUAGCGGCAAUAUGGAAUGAGUUGAAUGUGUUAGUUCGAGCUAUCAUAAAAGUGAAAAGGGGACUGAAAAAGGGAUUAAGCCUUCAAAAAUUUUACAAUGUUUGCAAGCUUAAUAUAUUUUCACUAAACAUUCAAAUGUAUGUGAUAGAAUGGCUGAAGUCAAGAAUGGCUGAGAGGAAGUCCGUGACCUUCACCGAACGAUGGUUUCAACACAUCAGCUUAAAGACAUCUAUCUUGCAGGCAUAGCAUUUUUGUCAAAAUGAAAAGUAUCGUCAUAUGAAGAGAAAGAAACCUAAAUUGAACAAUACAAUUUCGUCGCUAUUACCAUAAUUCUGGACGGAAGUUGAGUUGCUCAUGUAUAUAUGUAGGUUUAGGUUGGAGAUUGAUAUUAUAUUAUUAUAUAAUAGUAUAUAUACUAUAAAGAUACAUCCGGAUUAUUGAACCGAACUUAAAGAUGAGCUAUGAGUUAAAGUCAUGAGCGUCACAAACAUUUCUCCGAUCCAUACUGUAGUUUCAAUUUUUUUUUUAAUUUAUUUUAAAAAAAUAGGUUGUCACCUAUUUUUCGAAGCAAGUCUUAUGAAGAUUAAUACAGUUAGAUCACGUUUUAUGGGAUAUAUGGAAAUAUGUGAUGUUUCUUUGCAGAGUCCCAAAAUCUAUUUUUAGUAAGUAUUUGUAUUCUCGUUUAUGCGAGGAGCUUGCAUUGACUCUGGAAGCAUCGCACUGAAGGAAAUAAGUUUGAGUUAAUCGAGGAAUCUCUAGCCCUCGAAGAGACUAUUACAGGAUCUUGAUCCAAAUUUGUUGCAUGGAGUUGUGACGCUUUAUGUUGAAUCGGAAGUCCAAACAGAGGAAUCUCGAGAAGAAGAAAAAGUAAACACUUAUGUAGACUUCUGUGUUAGGGCGGGCGUGGAAUAAACUCUUUUCGCCCACUAUUCAGAUCGUCAUUGUAACAGUGAUUUCAAUUGUGAUAUCUUUCAUUUAGUGA
This is a messenger RNA of Trachymyrmex septentrionalis, 5254 nucleotides long. RefSeq names its product dosage compensation regulator (gene mle). Bases 196 to 3942 code for a protein of 1248 amino acids. Lineage: Eukaryota; Metazoa; Arthropoda; Insecta; Hymenoptera; Formicidae. The transcript is spliced from 11 exons. The record is from RefSeq and is a predicted model, not a curated record. Gene Ontology annotation, biological process: positive regulation of transcription by RNA polymerase II; regulation of mRNA processing. Gene Ontology annotation, cellular component: nucleolus; intracellular anatomical structure; ribonucleoprotein complex. Gene Ontology annotation, molecular function: double-stranded RNA binding; 3'-5' DNA helicase activity; ATP binding.